Messenger RNA from Ostrinia furnacalis (Asian corn borer), 1868 nucleotides. RefSeq lists its product as uncharacterized. The coding region runs from base 1 to 1317 and encodes 438 amino acids. The record is from RefSeq and is a predicted model, not a curated record. The transcript has 3 exons. NCBI's taxonomy places the organism in Eukaryota, Metazoa, Arthropoda, Insecta, Lepidoptera, Crambidae.
AUGGUAUUGUCGCUAUGGGAACCGUUGCCGCAGAAAGUCGGCUGUCGACUGGCUGUCGCGCCGCAGAGCCCAGUGUUCCUUACGUUAUUUCUAUGCGAGAGACGACUGCGCGCGGACAAAUCGGAUAUAUUAAUAAGGAAACCUCAUUCCGGAGGCUGCAUUUCUGAUGAAGCGCAAAAUUUGAUAGAAGCCACCGUUAACGAGCAUUGUGCCGAAGCUUCUUUGGGCAGAGAACCGGCUCCUCGUGUUUUCAAAAGGGCUUUGGCUACCAUAACGGAAAAAGGUUGGGACUUGGUGGCAAAUAAACCUAUCCCAACGUUCAAUGAAAAAAAAUCGUCAAUUUAUCGCCAACGGAACAAAAUUGCCGGUGUGGAUAAAAUUUGCCAUACCGAUCCCGAAGAAGUGGAGGUACCUCUUCAAUACGAGAGUUUUCUUUUGGCGGAUUACAGUUGUAAUGGCAUGAGAAUAAUUAUGUUUAGUUCUAAAGAUGCUCGAGAAUGUUUAACCCAGUCAGAACACAUGUUCAUGGACGGAACAUUCAAAUCAUGCCCUUCGCCUUUCCGUCAGAUUUAUACAAUCCAUGCCGACAUAGGUAGUGAUUCAGAUAAUACCAAUAUAGUAACUUUGGUUUUUGCGUUUAUGACGCACCAGACGAAAGAGGCGUAUACGGCGUUAUUCAGUUUAAUCAAGGCACAGGUGCCAGGUUGGCAACCUAAAAAAGUAACAAUCGAUUUUGAGAGAGCCACGUUAGAUGCUUUAUCUGAAUUCAAUGUAAAAAUAAUGGGUUGUCAUUACCACUUCUCAAAUGCCCUAUUUAGAAAAGCUAAAGCAAUCGGCUUGAAACGCACAAAACCUAAUAUCAGGAUAAUAUCCUUAUGUAGCAAACUCGCGUUUUUGCCACACUAUUUCAUACCAGAUGGUUGGGCCUAUAUUCGCAAUGAAAUGGGAUCUGGUGAUUCAACAUUGACUAAGUUCUCCGAAUAUUUUGAAGCGUACUGGAUGAAGGGUGAUUUUUGCAGAACAUGGUGUAUGUAUGGAGAGAAACACCGUACUAAUAAUAGCUGCGAGGGCUGGCAUCAUAGCCUUAAUGUAAAUAUUAACAGAAAUGAAGGUCGGCUAUUGCAGGUUCUGCAUCUGUUAUUUCAAGAAGCGAACAUAACUUCAUUUCGCAGUCAUCGUUUGCAGAAGUUCAAAAAAAGUACGGGCCCUAAACGCCGCAACAAUGUUAGAGUCUACGACGACCGCAUUUUAACUGCCCAGAAGCAAUUGAUGAGUGGCGAGAUAAGUGUUGGGCACUUCCUAGAAAAACUUCGUUAAUUUGUAUUAAUUUAUAUUUAAUUGUAUUUGUAAGUGUUAUCUAAUAAAAAUAUUUUCAUUUGCGUUAGACAUUUUAUUUAAGUAGUCGAUAAUUAUCCUAUAAUGGCUAACUUGAAGAAGAAUAAUGAGAAUUUUUGUUAGCUUGUAUUCUGUUUUGUUUUUUCAUAUGAGUAUUGCAAUAUAAACAUCAUUUAUAUUUCAUUUUUAUCAUGAUAUCUUAUGAAAUAAUAAUUUACUAUAAACCUUUUGAACUCCCAGAACCUAAGUGCGUGACAUUAUUGAAAAAGUUAAGAUUUUUUACAAAUACUCGUACUUAUGUGUAGAGCUAUUUUACUAUGUAGUUUAAUUAUUAAUAUUAGCAUCUUCUCACUAGAUCCAUAACAAAAAGUUGUAUCUAAUGAGAAAAAUGUUCUCCUCAGAUCCAUUUGUAGCGACUAGGAGUAAUGGUGUAUCAAAUGAUAAAUAACUUCUCAUUAGAUCCACGGUGGAUCUAGUUGGAAAAUAAAAUCUCAAUAGAUCCAUAAUGGAUCUAGUGAAUGGAUCAAAUGAGA